AUGGCCGAGCAUCCCAUCAACUCCAAGCACUGGCACGACGUGUACGGCGAGCCACGCCCGCGCACAGAUCAUCCGCUGCGCAGCGUCUCCGUCGACGAGCUCACGGCGCUCGUGCAGAGCGGCACGCAGCGCGCCGGCACGGACUUCCUCGUCGUUGAUGUGCGCCGCGCCGACUGCGAGACGCUCAUCCCGGGCGCCAUCAACCUGCCGGCGCACUCGCUGCCCGCGGCGCUGCCCGGCCUGCUGCCGCUGCUCUCGCGCGUGCCGCUCGUUGUCUUUCAUUGCAACCGCUCCAACGGGCGUGGCCCGCGCAGCGCAGGCUGGUACGCCGACGCCCUGCAGGCGCACCUGGCGCUCAGCGACGCAGACGUCAGCGCCCGCGUCGCCAUCCUCGCCGGCGGCAUCGUCGCGUGGGAGGAGAGGCACGGCGUCGGCGAGCUCAGCCGGCGCGGCAAGCAGGACGGCCUCAAGACUGUGCAGCUCUAG
Molecule: messenger RNA, 486 nt
Organism: Tilletiopsis washingtonensis
Lineage: Eukaryota; Fungi; Basidiomycota; Exobasidiomycetes; Entylomatales
Exons: 2
Coding region: 1-486 (161 amino acids)
Cellular component (GO): cytoplasm; nucleus
Molecular function (GO): protein tyrosine phosphatase activity
Source: RefSeq, a predicted model, not a curated record